UUUGUCGUUAUGUUCACCUUGCCUCUUUUUCUGUUAGUAUGUUGCAGUAGAGUUGUGACUUUUCAGAACACCCGCAUCCCGCCAGAAACUAAAGAUCAGAUCCUCGCAACAGCAGAUGUGAACACAGCUUUUGAGUUAUAUCAGCAGAGUUAUACGCCGAGUUAUAAUACGCCAUCUGUACUCUUCUUGACUGGGUCGACUCGUAGAAGAAACAGAGCUCAGAAAAGACAAGAGAGGAGGAAGAAAGCUAACUUUGUGAUAUCUCUGGGGGAGAUAAGAGAACAUAAUGUGAAGUAUGAGAGAGGAGAGUCCUGGUAUCGUAUGUCAGUUAACCAGUUCUCUGUGAUAAGCUCCACCGAGAGGAGGAGAUAUCUCGGGUAUCUGGGAGAUGUGGACCAGAACAGGACCAACUCAACCAAUAUAACGCUAUUAGGAGGAGGUAAGGAGAGCUACCCUGAUACACUGAGCUGGAGAAAGAGAGGCUACGUAACAAAUUCAGUAGACCAGGGUGAAUUCUGUCUCUCAUGUUGGACAUUCCCAGCUGUAGCCCUGCUAGAGUUCGCUCUGAGAGAAGUAUCAGGAUCUUUACUCCCUCUAUCUGCGCAACAACUGCUAGAUUGUACCUACGAGGAGGUGGUGGACGUAGUGGGACCUCGCCAUGAUGGGUGUAAGGGAGGGAGGUACCAGGACGCCUGGAGAUACCUUAUCUCCAGACAACACCUCACUUCACACACAGAGUACCUCUACAGAGCCGCAGAUAGGAAGUGCAGGUACCACAGGUACUCUAAUAAACUUGAGAACUAUGUUAAGUUAACCGGGUACAAGGCUGUACCCUCUGAUGCUGACGGUGGUAUGGAGGCGGUGCAGGUGAUGCCACUUGCUACAGCGAUAGCGGCUGAAGAUGAAUUGUGGCUGUAUGAUAAAGGGAUAUAUGAUGGCUGUACACAGAGACACAGGGUUCCAGAUCACGCAGUGCUUAUCACGGGAUACGGGAUUAAGUACUGGGAGAUAAGGAAUAGUUGGGGACCAGAUUGGGGGAUGGAUGGGUUCCUCAAAUUCUUCAGGGGACAGGGUGCCAGAAUGUGUUUCCUCCUGGACUAUGCGUUUUAUAUCACUUAUCAGAACAUGAAAUCACCAGAAAACACUGUUUCUCCAACUGUUCCUUCCACAACAACGUCCGCCAAUUACAAAGCUUCAAACUGUACAGAAGGAGGAAUGUACGAGACAAAAACUGAGGAAGAAGAGAAGGGAAAGAAAGAGGAGAAGAAAGAAGAGGAGGAGGAGGAAGAGGAAGAAAUGGAGGUAGAAGAGGAAAAAGAAGAACAAGAGGAAAAAGAAAAAGAGGAGGACGAAAACGGAAUGUCAGACGAAACUAGGAUUAAAAAAGAGGAGGACGAAAACGGAAUGUCAGACGAAACUAGGAUUAAAAAAGAGGAGGACGAAAACGGAAUGUCAGACGAAACUAGGAUUGAAGAAGAGGAAAUGUCAGGAGAAGAUGAACCACCAGGGUCAACAGUGGACUAUAAAACUUUAGACUCCGAGUUAACCGCGGCUGACAAUGAGGACUGUAAUGAUGAUCCAGAAUAUAAGUUUCUGUGCCAGCAGUGGUCCAAGUUGCCUGGUGAUCCCUGUAAUGCUGGAUCCUGGCUUAUCUUCACCCAGUAUCAUUGUAUGAAGUCAUGUGACAAAUGUAGUGAAUGUCAGGAUAAACACCCGAGCUCUUGUAAAUCGUGGGCAGAUGAGGGUUACUGCCAUGAUUCAAGUGAACAUCAGGUGUGGAUGAAAAGCAACUGUGUAGAAUCUUGUGGUUACUGUUAGCUCAGACUGUCGGACAUUUCCAUGGAUUUGGAUGAUAACAGUAACGAUCAAGUUAUUACUUUGGGUGUGCCCCUAGUCACUAGUCAGAUAUGAGUUUGUUAAUAAGACAGUGCGUCAUACUAAUUAAUUAAUAAUUAUUAGAGAUUUAAAUGCUAAUAUGACAGUUAAAAAUCACUUUUUUUAGGACACCUUUCACAAUUUGAUUACGAGCGGUAACAUUUAGUGCAAAAAGGGAACGUUAAUUAUAAUCAUGGGCGUAAUUUACCGAGACAAUAGAUUUAAUUACUUAAUUGCUAGACAA
Bolinopsis microptera is the source of this 2119-nucleotide messenger RNA. RefSeq lists its product as uncharacterized. The coding region runs from base 10 to 1818 and encodes 602 amino acids. The transcript has a single exon. Gene Ontology annotation, cellular component: lysosome. NCBI's taxonomy places the organism in Eukaryota, Metazoa, Ctenophora, Tentaculata, Lobata, Bolinopsidae. The record is from RefSeq and is a predicted model, not a curated record. Gene Ontology annotation, molecular function: cysteine-type endopeptidase activity.